Funneliformis mosseae is the source of this 621-nucleotide messenger RNA. The record is from the annotation of a GenBank genome assembly. Lineage: Eukaryota; Fungi; Glomeromycota; Glomeromycetes; Glomerales; Glomeraceae.
AUGGAAUUGUCAACGGCUACAUGGGUCAUUUUGGCAAUAUUGAUUACAGCAAUUAUUUCAAUUGCAUUCAAGGUAUUAAAGAAUCGGUCAAAAAAAGAUACCUUCAUUAUAUUAGGAUUAUCAGAUUCUGGUAAAACUUCAUUAUUCAUCAAAUUAAGAUAUGGAGAACAAGUACGGACGCACACAUCAAUGAAAGAAAACGAAGGACUUAUCAAACUUGAAGAAGAUGGAGAGCCAUUAACAAAAGUUCCAAUACAUUUUGUUGAUGUACCAGGACACGAAAAAUUACGAUUUAGGUUUUCUGAUUUUAUACCAAUUACACGUGGAAUUAUAUUUCUUAUUGAUAGCUCAACGUGUGUAAAAAAUGUACGGUCAAUAGCCGAGUAUCUUUAUGAUAUAUUUUCAAACAAGGACGUUAUAAAACAUCAUAUACCAAUCUUAAUCGCUUGUAAUAAAAGUGAUAUGAUUACAGCAUUACCAACUGAACGAAUUCAAACUAUAUUGGAAAAUGAACUAAACCAACUUCGAAAUACGCGUACUUCAGCUUUGGAUCAUCAGGAUACUUCUAUAACAGAUAAUGGUAUUAAAACUUGGGUUGCCGAAGUUUAUGAAGGACGAUAA